CUCUCGGAAGAACAAGACAGCGUGUCUCUGCCCCGCUUGGCAGUUCCUCCUUCAUCGAGUGAGGGUGAUCUAUGACUGUGCUUGCUUUUCCUAACCAAACUCAGGAGAAGAGGUGGACUAAAACCCCUUCAGGACUUCAGGGUAAGGCCAGGCAUCAAGCAGACUCGACCUUGUCAUGUGGACCAGCUGGUGGCUCUGGGCCCUGGUGGCCACGUGUGCUGGGCAGACGUUCCGCGAGCAGGCAGAGACCAUCAUGCGAGCCAUGCCUGUCAUCGACGGGCACAACGACCUGCCCUGGCAGCUGCUGACCAAGUUCAACAACCAGCUGCAGGAGAAGAGGGCCAACCUGAGCACUCUGGCGGGCACGCACACCAACAUCCCCAAGCUGAGGGCUGGCUUUGUGGGCGGCCAGUUCUGGUCUGCGUACGUGCCCUGUGACACCCAGGACAAAGACGCCGUGAAGAGGACGCUGGAGCAGAUCGAUGUCAUCCACCGCAUGUGCCAGGCGUACCCUGAGACCUUCAUGUGUGUCACCAGCAGUGAAGGCAUCGAGCAGGCCUUCCGGGAGGGUAAGGUGGCCAGCCUGGUGGGCGUGGAGGGCGGCCACUCCAUCGACAGCAGCCUGGGCGUCCUGCGGGCGCUGUACCAGCUGGGGAUGCGCUACCUGACCCUCACCCACAGCUGCAACACACCCUGGGCUGACAACUGGCUGGUGGACACAGGGCACGACGAGGCUGAGAGCCAGGGGCUGUCAGAGUUUGGGAAGAAAGUGGUGAGGGAGAUGAACCGCCUGGGCAUCAUGAUCGACCUGGCCCACACGUCAGUGGCCACCAUGAGGGCCGCCCUGGAGCUGUCCUCAGCGCCCGUCAUCUUCAGCCACUCAUCUGCCUACCAGCUGUGCCCGCACAAGCGCAACGUGCCCAACGAUGUGCUCCAGCUAGUGAAAGACACGGGCAGCCUGGUGAUGGUGAACUUCUACACUGACUAUGUGAGCUGCUCAUCACAGGCCAAACUGACUGAGGUGGCCGACCACCUGGACCACAUCAGGAAGGUGGCCGGGGCCCAAGCCGUGGGCUUCGGUGGGGACUAUGACGGUGUGAGCAGGCUACCCGCAGGGCUGGAAGAUGUCUCCAAGUACCCAGACCUCGUGGCCGAGCUGCUGCAGAGGGGCUGGACAGAGGAGGAGGUCAAGGGUGCACUGGCGAAAAACCUGCUGAGGGUCUUCAAGGCGGUGGAGAAGGUAAGCAACCUCACGGCCACCCCCGAGGAGGAGCCCAUUGCUCUGAACAAGCUGAAGGGCUCCUGCAGGACGCAGUAUGGUUACUCAGCGGCCCCCAGCCUCUCCCACAGCCCAGGCGCCCUCCUGGCCUCCCUGGCUCCCUUGCUCCUUGGCCUGCAUCUUAUGUGAUGCCCAGAUGCCAGCACCCACCAGGACUCAAGGAGUGCAGAGAGGGAUCUGCCGGGCCAGGAGCCAAGACCCUGGGAGCCUGCACCCUGGUACAGCUGCAGCUCCCGAGGAGGGGCCUGGAGCCUGGACACACAGCAGAGCCCAAUAAAGCCUUGGUCCCUUUCCU
Heterocephalus glaber (naked mole-rat) is the source of this 1574-nucleotide messenger RNA. It is a transcript of the gene Dpep1, whose product is annotated as dipeptidase 1. Gene Ontology annotation, molecular function: metallodipeptidase activity. NCBI's taxonomy places the organism in Eukaryota, Metazoa, Chordata, Mammalia, Rodentia, Bathyergidae. Gene Ontology annotation, cellular component: plasma membrane. The record is from RefSeq and is a predicted model, not a curated record. Gene Ontology annotation, biological process: proteolysis.